UUCCUCAAUGGCGUUGACUAAGGAAGAGCAAUUAGAUGAGAUACAAAGCCAAUUUUCCGAGUUUAAUACACCAGAAACCAAACAAAUUUUCCGAGUUUCAUACACCAAAACAAUCUUUCAAACUUCUUUUCUGAAAACCAAAUUAUGGAUGCAGCACAAGCGGUGGGAGGUGCUUAGUUUCCUGUAGAUUACCCUACAGGUGGUCAAUCAGAGAAGCUAAUUAUGUAUUUUUUUGGUUUUUAUGUUCAUGGUGCCAUCAUUUUUCAUUAAUAUAUUUUUGGAUGUGUGCUCAAAUACUAUGUGAUUUAAAAUAUUAGUUUUGUUUUAUUUUCGUAGAAUUGAACUUUUACAUACAAGCUUUCUGGCAGAUCUUUUGCUACAGAUUUGGCUGUGGAGUCUGGAAGAUUCCCUGUCGAUCAUUUUGUUGCAAUUCCUGGUAUGAAUAUAAUUUUAUUUUAGUAGAAUUUUCAUUGGGUGCUUGUUGACUGAUCGGUUCAGCACCAUGUCAUGUGGAUGAAAAUCAUCCUGAUAUUCUGUUUGGCAGUGAUUUUGAAACAUCGGAAAAUACCCUUUUGCGCUAAUACUGUUUAGAUCAUAAUGUAAUGAUUUCUAUGUUAUGCAAUUUUCCUAUCCUAACAUUUUCUUCACUGUAUACUAUUUUUUAUUUUUUGUCAAUUUCUUUUUAACAAAUUAACAAUAAAUGUUAAAAUCCUUUUAAAUUAAACAAUUUUCAUUUUAACAAAUUAACAAUAAAUGUUAAAAUCCUUUUAAAUUAAACAAUUUUCAUAAUGGAAAGACAAAAAGCAAAAAGAAAUAAAAAAACAAAACAAAAACAUUAAAAUGAGGUAGCAUCGCAUAUGGUAUCCUGAAGACUUAUAUUCUCUAAUAGAGUAAUACAAUCUGAAAUUUUUUCUUUCUUUGCUAUUAGAGAGUUUCCUUUGAUCGUGUUGCAAUUUCCUUUGGCAUAUAGUCGUCAAAACAUGGCAGCAGAAGUGGUGGUUGGAGCUAUGCUCGCUUCUUCCCUCGAUGGGUUGUUUAAGAGGAUGGCUUCGCAGGAGGUCCUUGAAUUCUUCCAAAGAAAGAGGCUCAGUGAUCAGCUGCUAAAGAAGAUGAAGUUGAAGUUGCUGUCAGCCAAUGCGGUGCUGAAUGAUGCUGAGAAGAAGCAAAUAGAAAACCCGAAUGUGAAAAAGUGGCUUGAUGAACUCCAACAAGUAAUUUAUGAUGCACAGGACUUGAUGGAUAGCAUCAACACUGAAGCUUUGGAACGCAAAGUGGAAGGUGAAUCUGCAUCGUUUAAGUUGAGGAGAAUCUUCUCAACUACAAAUAGAACAGAUCAAAAGGUAGAGGAGAUCCUUGAUUUAUUAGAAUAUAUUUUAAAUGAAAAAGAUCAACUUGGUUUGCAAGGUGGUGUUCAAAACAUGCUUUUACAAAGAACGCCUGCAACUUCUUUGGUGGAAGAAUCUGGCAUUUAUGGUAGGAAUUCUGAAAAAGAUGCCAUCAUUAAGUUUUUGUUAUCAGAUGAAAUUACAAGCAACAACAAGAUAUCUGUAAUUCCCAUCGUAGGCAUGGGUGGGGUUGGGAAGACCACUCUUGCUCAGCUCAUUUACAAUGAUGACAGGGUGGAGAAAUGUUUUGACUGCAAAGUAUGGGUUCAUGUAUCAGAAGAAUUUGACAUUUUGAGGAUAACAAAAAUAAUUGCAGACAAAGUCCACGAACAAUUAAAAACAAUUGAAAACGGAGUCACCACAAAAAAAGAUGAUGGCAAUGACCUAGAUACUCUUCAAGUCAGGUUGAAGGAAGAUCUAAAAGGAAAAAUGUUUCUGCUCGUUCUCGAUGAUGUUUGGAAUGAGAGGUACGAAAGCUGGGAUGAGUUAAAAAAACCUUUUGCAUCUGUAGCUUGCGGAAGUAAAAUCAUUGUGACCACACGAAAUGAAGGUGUUGCUUCGGUGAUGCGUGAUGUUCCAUCUUAUCAGUUAGGAACGUUGUCUGGUGAUGAUUGUUGGAAAUUGUUUGUAAAACAUGCCUUCAACAAUGUAGAUCAGCCAUCUUCCCAUCCAAAAUUAGAAGAAAUUGGCAGAAAAAUUGUCCAAAAGUGUCAAGGGCUUCCUUUGGCAAUAAAGUCGCUUGGUGGUCUCUUACGUCAUCAACUAAAUCCAGAAGAAUGGAUGAAAAUACUACACAGUGACCUAUGGGAAUUGCCCAAAGAGAAAAAUAGUAUUCUUCCAGUUUUAUGGAUAAGUUAUCAUUAUUUACCUGCACAUCUUAAACGAUGUUUUUCUUACUGCUCAUUGUUCCCCAAAAACCAUACAAUUGAUAAAGAUGAAUUAAUCAAAUUAUGGAUGGCUGAAGAUCUUAUCCAACCCUCAGGAAAGAAGAUGAUAGAAGAAGUUGGCGAAGAGUACUUUCAUGAAUUAUUAUCAAGAUCAUUAUUUCAACAAUCAAAAGGCAGAUAUGGAUCAAUUUAUUUUGGCAUGCAUGACCUCGUGAACGAUUUAGCUACAUUUAUAAGUGAAGAAUUAUCUUUGAGAUGGAAUGAAGGAGACUCAAUUAAGCCUUCAAGAAAGAUUCGUCAUUUGUCACAUUUCGGAUCAUGUGGUGAUCGUGGUAUGGAGAACUAUAAAGAUUUACUUAGAGAUAAUCAUAAGUAUCUGCGCACCGUGUUCUUCUCACCAUUUUCUUAUGACACACAUUUGUACAAGUACAAAGUAAUCCAAAAGUUAUUCACAUUAUCAAGCUUGAGAGUGCUAUCUUUGGUUAACUUUCGUAUUUUGAAGUUGCCUGAUUCAAUUGGGAACUUGAAAUCUCUAAGAUAUUUGGAUUUAUCGUCCACUGAAAUUGACGAGUUGCCAAAUACAGUAUGUACUUUGUACAAUCUGCAGACAUUACUUUUGAGAAAUUGUGCAUGGCUAAAGCGGUUGCCAGCUGACAUGGGAAAGCUAAUUAGCUUGUGCCAUCUUGAUCUUGAUAAUGAAUUAUGGCAUCCAACGCCGCUAGGAAUUGGUACUUUGAAUGAUUUGCAAACAUUACCUUAUUUUAUUGUGCGUAAACAAAGACAUAGUGGGUCUAACAUUAAGGAUUUGCAAGAUCUUCAACUUUUGAGAGGUAGUCUUCGGAUUUUAGAGCUUGAAAAUGUUAUAAAUGUUGAAGAUGUCUUGAUGGCCAAUUUGAAGGAUAAGCAGUACCUCAGCAACUUAGAAUUUGAUUGGAGCUUUACUAAUUCUGGUAGUUAUUGCCCCCCAUUGCAUGAACAGGUACUGGAUAGAUUGCAACCUCACACAAACAUCAAGUUUAUCAAAAUUUCAUAUUACAUGAGUGAACAAUUUCCAAACUGGAUUGGAGAUAAUUCAUUUUGUAAUUUAGAACGGAUGCACCUACUUGGAUGUAAAAGAUGUUUUCUGUUGCCACCACUUGGUCAGCUUCCAUUUCUAAAAGAACUUGAGAUUAGAGGAUUUGAUGAACUGAAAAAAAUAGGUGAGGAGUUCUAUUGUAACGUGGGUUGUUCGAUGGUAAAUAAGCCAUUUAGAUGCUUAGAAUUGUUGCAAUUCCAAGAUAUGCCAGAGUGGAAAGAGUGGUCAUUUAUUGAAAAGGAUGGAGUUGAUCAUUUCCCUAGUCUUAAGAAGCUUUAUCUAAGUAAUUGUCCGAAAUUAACAGGAUGCCUAUGCUUACUUGAAACUCUAGAAACUGUCCAACUUAGCCAAUGCAACAAACUAGAGUUCCCAGGUAAGCAUUGCUAUGCAUCCCUUAAAGAGAUGGAAAUAAAGUCAAGUUGUCAUUUCAUGAAGUCCAUUCAUUUGGACUACUUACCAAUGCUUAAUCGGCUUCUUUUGGAGGGCCUCGAAAGCCUGGAAUUGGCUUCUUUUGGAGGAUUGCCUGCUCCUAAUAUACAAGACAUUCGGAUCGCAGAUUGUAAGAAGUUGAGGUCGUUGCCUGAUCACAUGAAUACCUUUCUUCCCUUUCUUCGAUCUUUGGAUAUAUCUAGCUGUCCAGAACUGGAGUCAUUUGGGGAAGGCGGAGGAUUGCCAGCUCCUAAUAUACAAGACAUUCGGAUUGCAGAUUGUAAGAAGUUGAGGUCAUUGCCUGAUCACAUGAAUACCUUUCUUCCCUCUCUUCGAUCUUUGGAUAUAUCUAGCUGUCCAGAACUGGAGUCAUUUGGGGAAGGCGGACUACCUUCUAAUUUGAGUAAGCUUUCAUUUUACAGUCGCUGUAACACCUUCACAAGUGGCAUUCAGCACUGGAAUCUCCAAUCACUCACCUCUCUUACUGAGUUAAACAUCACCAUCAUGGAUAAAGCAUUGGAUUCAUUUCCACAAGAGGGGAUGCUGCCCACAACUCUCACUCAACUCUCCAUCGAAUCUCCACAUCUUAAAGCCCUAGACGGCAAGGCCUUGCUACACCUUGUAUCCCUCAAAAAGUUGUGCAUAGCAUUCUGCUAUGAACUUCAGCUCAUGCCAAAGGAGGGGUUGCCGGCAUCACUUACCAAUUUGGUUAUCAAAGGAUGUCCUUACCUAAAAUCCCGAUGCCUGCGAGACAUAGGAGAAGACUGGCAUAAGAUUGCCCAUAUCCCUUCCAUAUCACUGGAGUACAAGGAAAUAUGAAACUAUAAAUCUGUGCCAACAUCAACCGCUUUCUCUCCUAAGAACUUACAUUUUCAGGUUCUGAUAGAAACUUUUCAUAAUGAGUGGAAUUAUGCUCUCUGUUUGAUCUUUUGCCUCAAAUUUGAUGCUGGUUGAAGAUUUCUUUUCCGUGGGAAUGUUUCAAGGUUGGUUGCUUCUUAUCAUGACUGAAUUUUAGAUGUUCAUGUGGGCUCAUGGUGUUGGGGUAGCUGUUGCAAUGGAUGGGAAGAAGAGGAUCAUCUAUUCAUUCCCUCUGGAUUUUCAUCUUAAUUUUAAAUUGUGCAGAUUGAUAAUUUUAAUGUAUUUAAUUUCUGGGUUUUCAUGAGGUUCUGAGAACAAACUUUUUAUGUGGCUAGUGGCUAAAUGGUUGUUCUGAAUCUGAUGAAUGCAAAGGAGAUUAUAUAUUUUCUUCUAGGCUUUUUUUCCCCCCCUUGGGAUUUAUAUUUUGAAGUUUUAUCUUAGUGCAGCUAUUGGACGAGUAGUGGUAUGCUUUGAUUAUAUUAUAGAAAGUUGAAAGUAAACAUUUAUAUAUUUAUAUCAAAUAGUGGGAUAAUGAUUUGGAAAGGGAUUUUUAUACAUGAUUUU
Molecule: messenger RNA, 5198 nt
Organism: Ziziphus jujuba (common jujube)
Lineage: Eukaryota; Viridiplantae; Streptophyta; Magnoliopsida; Rosales; Rhamnaceae
Product: putative disease resistance RPP13-like protein 1
Exons: 2
Coding region: 981-4595 (1204 amino acids)
Biological process (GO): defense response to other organism
Molecular function (GO): ADP binding
Source: RefSeq, a predicted model, not a curated record